This is a messenger RNA of Cyprinodon variegatus (sheepshead minnow), 4381 nucleotides long. It is a transcript of the gene odc1, whose product is annotated as ornithine decarboxylase 1. Lineage: Eukaryota; Metazoa; Chordata; Actinopteri; Cyprinodontiformes; Cyprinodontidae. The coding region runs from base 299 to 1681 and encodes 460 amino acids. Gene Ontology annotation, cellular component: cytoplasm. The record is from RefSeq and is a predicted model, not a curated record. The transcript is spliced from 11 exons. Gene Ontology annotation, molecular function: ornithine decarboxylase activity.
UAUCCCUCCGCAGACAGGCAGACCACUCCUCAAGCAGCGCAGUUCGUAGGAAGGAACUGCUUCAUUUUAACCCCAGCUCUAUCGGCUAAUGGACAAACUCUUUGUAAAUGCUUUUUAAGAAUCCUCACUCUAGGAAGGCAAAGUCCAGCUGCUCAGCAGGCCCAGGCCUUGAGUUGUACCUGAAGGGGUUUAACUUCACUGGUGAGCCACCUUGGCUUCUCUGCACCUGAGUGACGACAUCUCCCAAUUCCAAGUCUUUCAUAUCCGAUCUACGUGUGAGAAAACGAUACCAAUCAGGAUGAACACCACUGCACUGUCCAAAUGUGACUUUUCCUUCCUUGAAGAGGGCUUCUCUGCUCGGGACAUUGUUGAGCAGAAAAUCAAUGAGUCAUCCUUGACAGACGAUAGGGAUGCAUUCUACGUCUGUGACCUUGGUGAUGUUUUACGAAAACACCUCCGCUGGGCGAGGGCGUUGCCUCGCGUCACGCCGUUCUAUGCCGUCAAGUGCAACGACAGCCAGGCGGUAGUUAUGACUCUGGCAUCACUGGGAACUGGCUUCGACUGCGCCAGCAAGACGGAGAUCCAGCUUGUUCAGUCUCUUGGAGUUGAUCAAAGUAGAAUCAUCUAUGCCAAUCCCUGCAAGCAGGUUUCCCAGAUAAAGUAUGCGUCUGCGCAUGGCGUCCAGAUGAUGACCUUUGACAGUGAAGUGGAACUGAUGAAAGUUGCUCGCUGUCAUGAUGAUGCAAAGUUGGUUCUGCGUAUUGCCACAGACGACUCAAAGGCGGUGUGUCCCCUAAGCGUGAAGUUCGGGGCUCCUCUUAAAGCCUGCCGCGGUCUCCUAGAGAAGGCAAAGGAACUGGGCCUGGAUGUGAUCGGUGUUAGUUUUCAUGUUGGCAGCGGCUGCACUGAUGCUGAGACCUACACCAAAGCUAUUGCUGAUGCUUGCUGUGUCUUUGAUAUGGGGAGAGAGCUGGGCUUUACCAUGGAUCUCCUGGACAUUGGAGGAGGCUUUCCUGGUUCAGAUGACACUGAACUCAAAUUUGAAGAGAUCACAGUAGUGAUCAACUCGGCCCUUGAUAAGUACUUUCCAGUUGACUGCGGGGUCAGGGUCAUCGCUGAACCGGGACGCUUUUAUGUAGCUUCUGCCUACACUCUGGUUGUAAAUAUCAUUGCCAAGAAGGUCAUCAUGGACGAGGACUCAUCUUCUGAUGAAGAAGACGAAGGGACCAGUGACAGAACUCUGAUGUAUUAUGUCAACGAUGGGGUGUAUGGCUCCUUCAACUGCAUCCUCUAUGACCAUGCUCACUGUCUGCCAACGUUGCAUAAGAAACCAAAGCCAGAUGAAUCAGUUUACCCUUGCAGUAUAUGGGGCCCAACAUGUGAUGGUCUGGAUCGGAUAGUGGAGCUGUGCACCCUGCCUGACCUCCAGGUGGGCGACUGGCUGGUUUUUGAGAACAUGGGUGCCUACACCGUAGCAGCAUCCUCCACCUUUAAUGGCUUCCAAAGGCCUGACAUCUAUUACGUCAUGUCCCGUCCCGCCUGGCAAUGUGUGCAGCAAAUCUGCUCUGAAGGCCUUCCAGCUCCUGCAGAGGAGUCGGCUCUGUUCGACUUCCCAUCGUGCUGCGGCAGAGAGAGCAGCUUGGAAAUGCCCACGAAGCCCUGCCCUGCCAACGUGGUCUAGAACACGAAGCAACGUUCCUUAGAGUUAGCAUCUUUGAAUAAUAAUAUUAUUAAUAAGCAGGUAGUGUUCAUCAAGUUCCAAACAUGUUAAAUGAGGCCAGUUACUUGACAUGAGGGGGGGGUCAUGUUGAUGCACACAUUUCAAUGUUCUGUCCAGAAGUAGGAAUCAACCUUAAGAGGCUGAAUCAACUCAGACCGUCUAUCUACCAGAAAUAAAUAAAAUAGCAGCUUUAUUAAAUGGAUCUGCUGCUAGCAUUAGUUUAGUUCACUAAAUGCUUUUUCUUUCCCAUUUCAGAACGGGGGGGGGAGGUUAAUAAUUCUGAGGUAAGAUGAAGCACAGCUUUGAGUGAACUUUUCAGUAGCACUACUGUGACUGUUUAGAUUGCAGACAGCGUUAUCUGUGCUGACUGACCUGCUGGGUCAGCCGCCAUGUUGCCCUGCUAGCUACUUAAGCAUCAGUCAGAGGUGGAAUUCAGAUCCUCUAGUGGCUGCUAUCAUUAUCUUUUCCAUGAUCACCACUUCUGAACAGAACUCAAGUGUUAAUCUUUAAGAUUAGGAAAAAAGUUUUCAGUUUUGAUCAGUCAAUAUAUUUACAUGAAUUGUUAGUAAAGUGCUUUUGAACAAAGCAGAGAAAUAUCUUCAAGAUUAACACUUAAACAUGGGGACUCAAAAAGCAGACUGCACCCCCUCUUUUUUUUCUCUAUUUUUAACUUGUGGAAUUAUAUCUAUUCAUAACAAUUUUGACAAAGUUUAACGAUGCAUGUGAACUGGAUAUGAAAGACGGGGAUUGCACAUUCAUAUCGCUUUCCUAUGGAAACUUUUUGAAGUUUUGUAUUUUUUUAUUAAAUAAAGUAUUAGGUGCAGAACCGCAGCAUGUGUCGUGGUUCAAACAUAGAAACUGAGAAUGUUACUGAACCAGCACAAGCCUCAGGAGCUCCAUCUGGUGGCUGUUUUUAGUUUUUACCCUCAAACUAAUGUAAAUGGUAAAAACUUCAGAUCCGUGCAAAACAAAAUAAAUGAUACAGAUGAACAUUAGUUGCAUAUCAACAAUGCUCGCUGGUAAGCUUGGCCACAAUUAAUCUGUAAUGGUAAAGAAAUGUAUUUAUUUAUACCGCUACUGAUGUGAUGGUUUAGCUUUAAAAAACCUUUUGUAGCAAUGAUGCGAUUGUGAUGGACCAUAAAGUAGAGCAGAAUUACGCUUCAUAUCCUGACAAAUUCCUGCGAUGGACGGGCGACCUGUGCAGGCUGCACCCCGCCUCUCGCCGUAGGCAGCUAGAGAACGGCACCAGCCCCCCUCGCCACCCCACCUGGGCUAAAGCGUGUCAGAAAAUGGAUGGAUGGGUCCUGAGAAAUUACAGUUUUCAUUCUUGUCUCUCUGUUGGUGUCGUAUAUCUUCGUACCAGUGUAUUUAUGGAGGAGAGUUUUCCAAUGUGCUAACAUCUAUAAUCUAAAAAUUUCCUAAUUCACUCCUUAAAACUUUGUUUAAUGUGUUUUUAUUAAAGAUUAUAAAUGCAGUAUAGAGGAGGGACUUUUAUUUACAAUAUUAUUGUAGCCAUUGGCUGCCUAAUCAGAAGUGCUCCAGCAUUGCAGUAACUUUGGAAAGCAAUCAGCAGCAAAUGCUGCUUCGCUUUCUAAGUCGCUGUUUAAGGGACAUUUUGGGCAAAUUAGAAAACAGCUCACAGAUAUUUGCUUUAAUUAUUGAUACAUAAUUGUAUAAAAUAGAAAUUGAACAACAGUUUUUUAAGGCUGAUUAUUUUCACAUUACUCUAUCUAGUCCCUGAAGCAUUGCAGAUUUUUUUUUCAAGCCGUUAUUCCUUUUAUUUCCUCCAUUUACAUGUUAAACAUAACAACGAAUGUUGCACAAGAUUAGGAAUAUAAACACUAAACAUUUUUUAAUAAAUGAAAGAAAACAGGAAUCUAUACUGAAUGGACAGGCUGAAUAUAAAACAUAACAGCUGAUAAAAGGAAAGAAAAAAGCCAAUAUCAGCAGAAAGUUUUGGUCUAUUCUGAGUUUAAUCUGAGUUUAAGACCCUUAACCCCACACUGCUCUUGGGCGCCACACAGUGGCAGCCCGAGGGGGUUGGUUAAAUGCACGGAGGGAAUUUCUCCAGUGUGAUAUCAAUAAAAUUCAAUUAUUAUUAUAAACAAUAGAUAUUGAGAAUGCUUUAUAUUUUGCAAAAUAUAAAGACAUUUCAGAAGCAUGUCACACAUAAAAUGUAUUUACAGUAGGUAAAGGCCCACCUUCUCAACACAAACAUUUAAGCACAAGUUAUGAGCGUCAAAUUAGUGCAUUUUAUAUAUAUGCAGUUGAAAAGAUUUUUAACACCAAAUAUAAAUCACUAAGAUCUCCAACUUAACUGCCUUAGCAAAUACCUCUACAGAAAUCUUUAAAGGCAGGACAGAGAUACCCGCUAUUGGAGACUGUAAAACAUUUCUUUUUUUUUUUUAAAUGAGUUGUCCUACUAAUAAAUGUGAAUUAGUCUGCAAGCUAAAUCUUUUACAGCAUGCUAUAAAAAAAAAAACCAGAUGCUUCAGGAGUUCUUCCAAUAAAGUACAAAGUUUAAGUUUUACCACCAAUCUGUCAGAUCAAGGUUGGACUGACAUCACUACUUUUCAGUCUGCAAUGCCCUUAUAGGUACCAUUGACUGAAAGCAUCGGGGAGAUUAUUCAUAUCUAUGAAAAUUACAUGUAAAAAAAAAAA